This is a messenger RNA of Melanotaenia boesemani (Boeseman's rainbowfish), 2914 nucleotides long. Its product is annotated as N-acylethanolamine-hydrolyzing acid amidase-like. Gene Ontology annotation, molecular function: fatty acid amide hydrolase activity. The record is from RefSeq and is a predicted model, not a curated record. Gene Ontology annotation, cellular component: lysosome. Gene Ontology annotation, biological process: fatty acid metabolic process. The coding region runs from base 97 to 1158 and encodes 353 amino acids. NCBI's taxonomy places the organism in Eukaryota, Metazoa, Chordata, Actinopteri, Atheriniformes, Melanotaeniidae. The transcript has 11 exons.
GACUUGUAGCGGAAGUGUGAGUGUGGUUUUCAGACCGUCUUCCCCCGGAGGGAAGCACUUGGCCUCGUCCCGUGUCAGAGUCGGACCGCCGCUGUGAUGAUGUUGCGGACCGUGGUGGCGGUGCUCGCGCUGGCGGGCUCGUGCCGGCCACAGUUCGCGCCCCCCACGGUGAAGAUCAGCCUGGACGAUAGUCCAGAAGUCCGCUGGACGCCGCUUCUCCAAGUCUUUGACGCAGACUACCUGAACAAAGCCGCCGCAACGGUCAUCGAUUCUGCUGUUCCUAAAUGGGUUCAUCAUGCUGUCAUCCCUAUUGUGAAUUCCCUGGAAAAGUACGUUCCUCAGCCUUACGCAGGCGAGAUCCGCGGCAUGGCCUCGCAGCUGGGAGGAAACCUGUCGGAUAUCAUCCUUCUUAACUUUGCGUAUGAAAUCACUGCGUUCUGCACCAGCAUCGUAGCUCAGGACCAAAAUGGGAACGUGUACCAUGGCAGGAAUCUUGAUUAUCCACAUCCAGUUUUGAGGAAUCUGACCAUCAACAUAGUUUUCCUCAAGAAUGGAAAAGCUGCAUACCAGGGAACUUCAUUUGCUGGCUACGUUGGCUUGUGGACGGGACAGAGUCCUCACAAGUUCACCAUCUCCGGUGACCAGCGGGGAACAGAGCACUGGUGGAACUGGUGGAAGAAUGUCGUGUCUGCCUUCCUGCUUCACAGAUCUCCAGCCAGCUGGCUGGUGAGGGAGACUUUGGAGGAAGCAGAGGACUUUCAGGAUGCAGUCAUGCGUCUGUCGAAAACCCCCAUCAUUACGGGGGUGUAUUACAUCGUGGGCGGGGUGCGAGCGGGGGAAGGGGUCGUAAUCACCAGAGAUCGAACGGGCCCUGCUGAUAUCUGGCCACUGGAGCCAAUAAGCGGAGGAUGGUUCAGAGUGGAGACGAACUUUGACCACUGGCUUCCUCCUCCACCAACAGAUCAUCGCAGGGAAGCAGCAAACAAGGCACUAAAUGCAACAGGUCAAGAUCACAUCAACAUGACCUCACUGUACCAGGUUUUGUCACUCUAUCCAGUGUGUAAUGGAAUUACCAUUUAUACAACAGUAAUGAGUGCAGCCUCCCCUCAGAAUUACACCACGGUUGUCAGACCACAGCUCUGCAUCAGCACCGACUGAGCCGACAGACGGAGCAGCGAGCGUCUCAGACCGGAGUUAAAGUUACCGCCAUCAUUUUUUCUUUACUCUUAUUCAUUUGUGUUAUUUUUUGUUUGAAAUAAAUAUCAAUCAAUGAAUCAAUCAAUCAAAUCAUGUGAAAAAGACAGAAUAUUUUUAAGUUCAAAGUUUAAAGGUUUCACAUCUUUUAAUGAGAUAAAUGUGGCUUCAGAUGGACAACAACACACAGCAUUUUACUCUGUUGCAUUAUUUAGUGUGUAAAGCUGAGAGGAAAUACAGAUCCCAUUCCUACCCUCAGCCCUCCAAACGAAGACAGACCAGGACCGCACCUGAAACGAGGAGGUAUAAAAAGUUUCCCAACAUACACCAGACCGACUGGCAGAGAUGGCGACAGCAGGAAGGAGGACGGCCUUAAAUGUUUAGUCAGCAUCACCAAGGAUGUGAACAUCAUUUUAACACUGUGCUCCAUCUUGAGGCCAUUUAUUUACGCUCAGCUUUGUUUCAAGUCCAGACUUUGAGCCUCUGAGACGCGCUGACCGGCCAGCUUUAACUGUAGGACAGAUGGCCUCGUGUUUGACUCCAGAAUAUUUCGGCUCACAGUCGAGCUGACGGUCACCUCCGUAACUGGAAGGUGUCCAGGUCUGAAUCAUCAUCCCUCCACCACCGUGCUUGACGCUUGGUGUGAGGUGUGUGUGCUGACAUGCUGUGCAUAGACAUGCAUAAUUCAUAGAACUAGUUCAUGACUGAAACUGUGAGAAGAAGGAAAAACGUGUUUCUGCCCCUAUUUUCAGCCAUGAAAGGGUUGCAGGUACUUCCCUGUUUAAUCGCUUAUGAAACUUGGUCACUCAUCAGUAAAGUAGAGAAAAUUCAAUCUAUUUAAUUUGGCUCCAUAAAAAGCCCAACAAAGCUAGUUUAAUGUUAAAAACAGAAGUGAUAAACUCUGUAAAGUCUUCUGUGUCAGGGCUGGAUUGGAGGACCAGUCUAGUAGCUCCCAGUCUCGUGUGGGAGACACGGACGUGGAAGUUUUAACAUGCUAGUUGAGGCCUGUAGAAUCUAGAAUAUAAUUCUUGAGCUUUUAUAGUUUCUCUGAGUUUUGCACGGUUUGACCUUUGAGCUGAAUUUACUGGGAUGUGACUAAUCUUUAUCUGACUAUAACCCUUUCCACACUGACUUUCAUCUUUCGUCCUUGGCAUUGUUUUCAUGCCACGGCCUGGCUGCUACUUAGCCUCUUAACUCCUAUGGAAGCUGUAAUAGGACACAAUAUAUCAUGUGUUUUUAUGCAUCUGAGGUCACAUUUACCUCAUUUUAGGACCUGCUUAGGACCACUGGACUUUAUUAAGUUGCUUGUAGAAAUUUCUUUUUCACAUGUCUGUUCAUAUGAAUGUUUUGCUGUUAUCAUCUUCUUCUACAGUAACUGUACAAUAACUCUUGACUAAAACAGAUUUUUAACAACUUCACCUUGCAAGGUGCUCAGUGGUCUUGCUGCGGCACAUUUCCACAGCCAGAACAGCUGGAAGACCUCCAAGCUGCAAGUGCUCUUAUACAAAUACUCAGAAAUGGUGGAAGCAGGUGUGUAGUGCUGCAAGUGCCAAAGAAUGGAUGGUGUAACAGAAACUGCAUCGCCCUGUGAUCGGAUAUGAUAGCAGGCAUGUUGCUGCUUUGCUGUUUUACCUGCUUGUUUUGCUUCAUGCUUGUUUGUGUUUACUAUGUACAGCUGAUUAACAUGAUGAUUUAUUAAAGAUUGAUGUUCAUGACAGUG